AUGAACCGCUCGGGCACUGUUGAGUUUCGCUCGAUCGACCUUUUCCCGGCUAAGGUCACGACCAAGUUGCCCAAUAUCGCUAACGAUUUUUCGGACGUGUCUUUAUCGGACGAUAGGUUUAUCAAACGGUCGACAAUGCCGAGGGAGAUUAAAAUUUCGGUGUUUUCGAGGACGGACGAGAGGUUGUGUAGUGCGGUUAGGCACGUUUUUUUGGUCAUGAUGCAACAUGAAGUUGUUGAAUCGAGAAUGGAGAGUAGAGUGGGAACGAUUUUCGACGAGUCGAGGGAGAAUUUGCUCUUGGCGAGAGAUGAUAUUGACGAGAGGAGAUGUGCGAGUUCUUGUUUGGAUUUUUCGUCUAAGGCGUUUAUGUUGUUUGGUAAUCUUGAUAAGAGUCCUGCCUCCACCAUUAGAGCCUUGUUCCUGAAAGAUAAUGGAUAA
Striga asiatica is the source of this 438-nucleotide messenger RNA. Lineage: Eukaryota; Viridiplantae; Streptophyta; Magnoliopsida; Lamiales; Orobanchaceae. The record is from the annotation of a GenBank genome assembly.